AUGUCACUCAGUGAGCUCCUCAACCCAGCUGCUGAGUCACAUGAAAUCUACAGUGCGACAGAUGAAGACAUCUACACAGCAGUCAUGGAAGCAAAGAAGGCCCAUAGUGACUCGGAUGCAGACAGUUCUGGCAUGCCCGACUCUGACGAACCAGCCGUUACUCGUCGCGAGGCACUCCAGGCAGUUUUGACACUGUGGAAAUUCACAAAGACAAUCAAUGAUCCUUUCUUUCGGAAUGCUGAGGUGAUGCUUGCAUCUUUGGGACAGCGGGCACGAGCCAUGGAGAGAAACAUGAAGGACACUCACUUGACAGACUACUUUCCUCGUACAUAG
Molecule: messenger RNA, 333 nt
Organism: Cantharellus anzutake
Lineage: Eukaryota; Fungi; Basidiomycota; Agaricomycetes; Cantharellales; Hydnaceae
Exons: 1
Coding region: 1-333 (110 amino acids)
Source: RefSeq, a predicted model, not a curated record